UUUUUUUUUGCAUCUCAUCCAGUGCUCUGCUUGCCCUUUCUGUCAAGACUCGACGCUGCCAUCUCGCAUACUGCAAUACAGACUUGAUCCCACCGAGCAACAGCCUCCUUGCUGUUCAUCAAUUCCCGACAUCCCUGCGAGCACUCGUCCUCCACACUCUCGCCCUCUCUCUCGCCUCCCACCUUCCUGCCGCAUCCAGGCCACCUCUCACCACUCUUUAACGCCCUGCCAUCUGAUCCUUUGUCGCUCGUCGACUCUAGGAUGGGCCUGGAAGCGGAGAAACCCAUACAACAAGAGAUUGAUCCAUCCGACGUUGAGCAAGAGUACACUCCCUACAAGCCCGAAAAGGGCUAUGGCUGGGGUGAGGCUUUGCCAGAGAAGCAAGGUCUAUACGAUCCUAGCCUCGAGAAGGAUGCCUGUGGUGUAGGCUUCGCUGCCCAUAUCAAGGGCAAGCCAAGCCAUAAAAUUGUUAGCGAUGCUCGCAAUCUCUUGUGUAACAUGACCCAUCGUGGUGCCGUCGGCUCAGAUGCUCGAGAUGGCGACGGUGCUGGUGUCAUGACAUCCAUCCCCCACAAAUUCUUCAUCAAGAACUUUGCCAGAGAAGUCGGCGUAGAACUGCCUCCUCUGGGUCAGUAUGCCGUGGGAAACCUCUUCUUCAAGCCUGACACGGAGAUGCUCAAGCAUGCCACCGUCAGCUUCGAAGACACUGCUCAAGGUCUUGGCCUCCGGACACUGGGCUGGCGAGAAGUUCCUCGAGAUUCUACUCUCCUAGGCCCCGCCGCGCUCUCUCGAGAGCCCAUUAUCCUACAGCCCGUCGUCGUCCUUGCCUCUGCCUACGGUUCUGGAAACAAGCCUGACAAUGUUGACCCCGAGCAAUUCGAUGAUGUAGAAUUCGAGCGAAAGCUUUACAUUCUCAGAAAGACCGUCUCACACGAUGUUCGGUGGAAGCCAUGGUUCUAUGUCUGUUCCCUCAGCAACCGCAACAUCGUCUACAAGGGUCAGCUCGCACCCGUCCAGGUCUAUCAAUACUAUCAUGAUCUCGUCUCCGUCGACUACGAGGCUCACUUCGCCUUGGUUCAUUCUCGAUUCUCAACAAACACAUUUCCCUCCUGGGAUCGAUCACAGCCUCUCCGAUGGCUCGCGCACAACGGUGAAAUCAACACGCUACGAGGUAACAAGAACUGGAUGCGUGCUCGUGAGGGUGUGCUCAAGUCAGAUCUUUUCGGCCCCGAGCUCGAGCAACUCUUCCCCAUUGUCGAAGAUGGCGGUUCUGAUUCUGCCGCCUUUGACAAUGUCAUGGAGCUACUCGUCAUGAAUCGUGUUUUGUCUCUUCCUGAAGCCGUCAUGAUGAUGGUUCCUGAAGCCUGGCAAGGAAAUCAUGCCAUGGACCCUGCAAAGGCCGCUUUUUACGAGUAUGCCGCCUGCUUGAUGGAACCCUGGGACGGCCCCGCUCUGUUCACCUUCUCCGAUGGCCGAUACUGCGGUGCCAACUUGGACCGGAAUGGUCUUAGACCCUGCAGAUAUUAUGUCACAGACGAUGAUAGAAUUGUGUGCGCAUCAGAGGUCGGCACUAUUGCCAUCGAGCCAGAACGAGUUAUCCUGAAGGGUCGAUUGCAGCCUGGCAAGAUGCUUUUGGUUGACACACAAGCUGGCCGCAUCAUUGAUGACGCCGAACUCAAGGAGACGGUUGCCAGCAGACAGCCAUUCCGACAGUGGAUCGACAAAAACCUGAUGAGAAUGCCUACCGUCUAUGAAGGCCUCGCCCAGGAGAUGGACUUGAGCUUCAAGCUGAGCGAAUCCACCAUCCAAGAGGACGUUCGACUGCGUGCAUUUGGCUACUCAUUCGAGCAAGUCAGCUUGCUUCUAGGCCCCAUGGCCGCCGAUUCCAAGGAAGCCUUGGGCUCCAUGGGCAACGACGCUCCUCUGGCUUGUCUCGCUCAACAGCCACGCUUGCUCUUUGAGUACUUCAGACAACUCUUCGCCCAAGUCACCAACCCUCCUAUCGAUCCAAUUCGUGAGGCUAUUGUCAUGUCGCUUGAAUGCUAUGUCGGCCCCCAAGGUAACCUUUUGGAGAUGGAAGAUUCUCAGUGCGGACGCCUUUUGCUGCCUUCGCCCAUUCUUGAAAUUGAGACCUUCAACGCGCUCCAGAACAUCAACUCCUACAACAAGGAUUGGACUGUCAAGACCAUCGACAUCACGUUCGACAAGUGGGCCGGCACUGACGGCUAUAAAGACGCUCUUGAUUCUAUCUGCGAUGCUGCCACCGCUGCAAUCGAAGCUGGUGACAAGAUCAUCAUUUUGUCGGAUCGUGCCACUUCUGAAGACAGGGUUCCCGUGUCUUCGCUCCUCGCCACUGGUCUCGUCCAUCACCACUUGGUUCGUAACAAGUGGAGAUCCAGAGCUGCGCUCAUCGUCGAAACUGCCGAGGCUCGAGAGGUUCAUCACAUGUGUGUUUUGGUUGGUUAUGGUGCUGAUGGUAUCAACCCAUAUCUGGCCAUGGAAUGCAUCUUGAAGCUCAACCGUGAGGGCCUUAUCCGCAAGAAGCUCACCGAUCAACAGAUCAUCGAAAACUACAAGUCCUCUUGCGAUGGUGGUAUUCUCAAGGUCAUGAGUAAGAUGGGUAUCUCCACCUUGCAGUCCUACAAGGGCGCCCAGAUUUUCGAGGCUCUUGGUAUCGAUGAUAGUGUCGUUGACCGCUGCUUUGCCGGCACAGCCACCCGCGUCCGGGGCAUGACGUUUGAUCUUAUUGCUCAAGAUGCCUUCGCAUUCCACGAAAAGGGCUAUCCAUCCCGUCAUAUCCGCGAAAUUCCCGGUUUGCCCGAAUCUGGAGAAUACCAUUGGCGUGAUGGUGGUGAGCCUCACAUCAACGACCCAGUCAGCAUCGCCAAUAUUCAGGAUGCUGUUCGAACCAAGAAUGACAAGUCCUACGAGGCUUAUUCUCUGUCCGAGUAUGAACAAAUUAAGAAUUGUACUCUCCGAGGCAUGCUUGAUUUCGAUUUCGAACAGCGUACGCCUGUGCCGAUUGAUCAAGUUGAGCCGUGGACUGAGAUUGUCCGACGAUUCGUGACAGGCGCCAUGUCCUACGGCUCCAUUUCCAUGGAAUCCCACUCGACAUUAGCCGUCGCGAUGAAUCGCCUUGGUGGCAAGUCCAACACCGGUGAAGGUGGUGAGGACCCCGAGCGAAGCUUGAAGAUGGAAAACGGCGACUCCAUGCGGUCGGCCAUCAAGCAGAUUGCUUCUGGUAGAUUUGGUGUCACCUCCAACUACUUGGCUGAUGCCGAUGAGCUCCAAAUUAAGAUGGCUCAGGGUGCUAAGCCCGGUGAAGGUGGUGAACUUCCCGGUCACAAGGUCUCCCAGUCUAUUGCUCGCACUCGACAUUCUACACCGGGUGUUGGUCUCAUCUCCCCACCUCCUCACCACGACAUCUACUCCAUUGAAGAUCUGAAACAAUUGAUCUACGAUCUCAAGUGCUCCAACCCCCGAGCUCGUGUCUCCGUCAAGUUGGUGUCCGAAGUUGGUGUCGGUAUUGUUGCUGCUGGUGUUGCCAAGGCCAAGGCUGAUCACAUCCUGAUCUCUGGUCAUGAUGGUGGUACCGGUGCCUCCAGAUGGACUGGUAUCAAGUAUGCCGGCUUGCCCUGGGAACUGGGCCUUGCCGAGACGCAUCAAACUCUGGUUCUCAACGAUCUUCGUGGCCGUGUCAUCGUUCAAACAGACGGUCAGCUUCGUACCGGACGUGAUGUUGCUAUUGCUUGUCUGCUUGGAGCCGAAGAAUGGGGCUUUGCUACCACUCCUUUGAUCGCCAUGGGAUGUAUUAUGAUGCGAAAGUGCCACUUGAAUACAUGCCCAGUCGGAAUAGCGACUCAGGAUCCAGUCCUCCGAAAGAAGUUUGCAGGAAGCCCCGAGCAUGUCAUCAACUUCUUCUAUUACAUUGCCAACGAGCUUCGUGCAAUCAUGGCUAAGCUUGGUAUCAGGACUGUCAAUGAGAUGGUUGGUCACGCAGAACUUCUCAAAGUUCGCGAGGAUCUUCGCACACCCAAGACCGAGAAUCUGGAUUUGUCACUCAUCCUUACACCAGCUCAUUCAAUCCGUCCUGGAGUAGCCACCUACAACGUUCGAAAGCAAGACCACAAGCUCCACACCCGUCUAGACAAUAAGUUGAUCUCCGAAUCAGAACUUGCUCUUGAGAAGGGACUUCCUUGCCGCAUCGAAACCGAUAUUGUCAACACUGAUAGAACUCUUGGAGCAACUCUAUCUUACCACAUCAGCAAGCGAUACGGCGAGGCUGGUCUACCCCAGGACACUAUCCACGUCAACAUUCGAGGUUCUGCCGGUCAGUCUUUCGGCGCGUACCUCGCACCUGGCGUUACUCUUGAACUCGAAGGCGAUGCAAACGAUUAUGUCGGCAAAGGCCUCUCUGGCGGACGACUUAUUGUCUACCCUCCUCGCAGCGCCGUCUUCAAGGCUGAGGAAAACAUCCUCAUCGGCAAUGUCUGCUUGUAUGGUGCUACCCAGGGUACAUGCUACUUCCGUGGUGUUGCCGCCGAACGAUUCGCUGUUCGCAACUCCGGGGCCAAUGCCGUCGUCGAAGGUGUUGGUGACCAUGGCUGUGAGUACAUGACUGGUGGUCGGGUUGUCAUCCUUGGCAGCGCUGGUCGCAACUUUGCUGCAGGCAUGUCGGGUGGCAUCGCAUAUGUUCUUGAUAUGAACCAGGACUUCCACUCGAAGAUUAACAUGGAGAUGGUUGAAGUUUCCGGCGUGGAAGACCCCACAGAGAUUGCUUUCCUUCGAGGCAUGAUCGAGGAUCAUCAUCAUUACACUGGCUCUGAGCUCGCAGCUCGCAUCCUCCUCGAGUUCACCCGUGCCCUUCCUCGCUUCGUCAAGGUUCUUCCCACUGACUACAAGCGCGUUCUCGCAGAACAAGCUGCCAAAGCGGAAGAGGCCAAGAAGGCAGAAUACCCAUUACCAUUACUCGCCGGCAACCCUGUCAGAAACCUUCAUCAAGAGCAACGUGAAGUCACCCAGGAAAAAGAAGCCAAGCAAAAGAAGGCUGAGAUGCUCGACAUUGAGGAAGGUAUCAAUGGCGAUGCCGAAAAGGCCAAACAGAAGGCUGCUCUCGUUCUUGACAAGACCCGAGGUUUCAUGAAAUAUACUCGUCGAAGCGAGAAGUAUCGUAACGCCCGAACAAGAACCAAGGACUGGGCAGAGCUAUCCAGUCGACUCAACGAGGACGAGCUUAAGUAUCAAUCUGCACGAUGCAUGGACUGCGGUGUACCCUUCUGUCAAUCCGAUACUGGCUGCCCAAUCUCCAACAUCAUUCCCAAAUGGAACGAAUUGGUGUUCGCUAAUCAAUGGAAGGACGCUCUCAACCGCCUUCUCAUGACCAACAACUUCCCCGAGUUCACAGGCCGUGUCUGCCCAGCACCUUGCGAGGGCGCUUGCGUCUUGGGAAUCAAUGAGGAUCCUGUCGGAAUCAAGAGCAUCGAAUGUGCCAUCAUCGACAAAGGCUUCGAGAUGGGCUGGAUGGUUCCCACUCCGCCCACCGAGCGAACUGGCAAGACCGUUGCUAUCAUUGGAUCCGGUCCUGCUGGUCUUGCUGCUGCCGAUCAGCUCAACCGUGCUGGACACUCGGUUACUGUGUACGAGAAAUCUGAUCGAGUUGGUGGCCUCCUGAUGUACGGAAUUCCAAACAUGAAGCUUGACAAGCGCAUUGUCCAGCGACGUGUUGAUCUCAUGGCUGCUGAAGGUGUUGUGUUCAAGACUGGUGUUCUCGUGGGACCUACCGAGGAGGUUAGUCUUGAGUCGCUCCGAAGCAGCAACGACGCUGUCAUCAUUUCGACUGGUGCCCAAGUACCUCGAGAUCUCAAGAUCAAGGGCCGUGAGGCAGAGGGCAUCCAUUUCGCAAUGGAGUUCUUGCAUGCCAAUACCAAAUCGCUGUUGGACUCUGAACUGAGCGAUGGCAAGUAUAUCAGUGCUAAAGACAAGCACGUCAUUGUCAUCGGUGGUGGUGAUACUGGAAAUGACUGUAUUGGAACAUCUCUCCGACAUGGUGCCAAAUCCAUCACCAACUUCGAGUUAUUGCCUCAGCCUCCUCCGGAGCGUGCUCGGGACAACCCCUGGCCCCAGUGGCCACGAAUCUACCGAGUCGACUAUGGUCACACAGAAGUCAAGACGCACUACGGCAAAGAUCCUCGAGAGUACUGUGUGAUGACCAAGGACUUCGAUGUCAAAGAUGGGCGAGUUGUUGGCAUGAACACCACACGUGUCGAGUGGACCAAGAGUGCCACUGGUGGUUGGGACAUGAAACCCAAGGAAGGCAGUGAACAAUACUUCCCUGCCGACAUUGUCAUGCUUUCCAUGGGAUUCUUGGGACCUGAUGAGCAUCUUUUCAAUGCUGAGGUCGAACUCGACGGUCGCAAGAAUAUCAAGACUCCCAAGGGACACUACAAUACCAAUCUUCCAGGUGUGUUUGCCGCGGGCGAUUGUCGCCGUGGUCAAUCUCUGAUUGUCUGGGGUAUCAACGAGGGUCGCCAAUGUGCUCGUCAAGUUGACAGCUAUCUCAUGGGAACUGGAUCGAUCCUCCCGAUUACUGGGGGCAUUGUGCGACGGUCCCCACUUGACAGUGUUCCAGUCGCAAAGCAUAGCAAGACACACGAAGUUGCAGUGGCCUAAGCUUUUGAAAAAUUUAAGCGCAACAUAGACAACCGUGCUGCAGCUUAACUUCGUGGCUUUAAGUUUGAGAACAAGGUGAAAAAAGGGACAAGUUAAAGGGACAGGAUCAAAAUGGGUGGCAUUUCAAUCGUCUUUGGAACAAAGUUUCAGUCAGCAUGGUGAGCGCGCACAGUCAGUCAUAUCUGAUACCCCAGUACAGCGCUUUACGAAUGAAAUGAAGAAGUUUGGACAGCUGGACCUGACACGAACUGGCGAGAUACACGCAACUGUCGAAGCCUGGAGCAAGGAUGAAUUUACGGCAAUGGCACGGUCUUCAUUCGUUUCAACGGGACUCUUGUCGAGGCUCGUUUCUUGCACUUGAUUUACGUGCUGAUGUGUAGAAGUUGAUGCAAUGGCCGCAAAAUGGCAAAAAAGAAAUGCAAAUGAUUAUUGAUUUGAUGAGCUUUGUUGGGAGGAAAUGUGUUUUCACGUUGAACAGAAGACUGCAGAUCAAUACCAAUGGGAAAUGUAUCAUAGAGAGCAAAUUGGUAGGUAGAUGGCAGAUUCGAUCAAUUCAUUUUACAAUA
Messenger RNA from Exophiala mesophila, 7235 nucleotides. RefSeq lists its product as uncharacterized. NCBI's taxonomy places the organism in Eukaryota, Fungi, Ascomycota, Eurotiomycetes, Chaetothyriales, Herpotrichiellaceae. Bases 262 to 6669 code for a protein of 2135 amino acids. Gene Ontology annotation, molecular function: glutamate synthase (NADH) activity; iron ion binding; FMN binding. The record is from RefSeq and is a predicted model, not a curated record. The transcript has 4 exons.